Messenger RNA from Passer domesticus (house sparrow), 4286 nucleotides. It is a transcript of the gene RAD51D, whose product is annotated as RAD51 paralog D. The transcript has 16 exons. Gene Ontology annotation, molecular function: ATP hydrolysis activity; ATP-dependent DNA damage sensor activity; ATP binding. Gene Ontology annotation, cellular component: Rad51B-Rad51C-Rad51D-XRCC2 complex; centrosome; replication fork. Bases 155 to 2050 code for a protein of 631 amino acids. NCBI's taxonomy places the organism in Eukaryota, Metazoa, Chordata, Aves, Passeriformes, Passeridae. Gene Ontology annotation, biological process: reciprocal meiotic recombination; double-strand break repair via homologous recombination; DNA strand invasion. The record is from RefSeq and is a predicted model, not a curated record.
GACGGGGAAAGGGAACACCAGCGGGACGGGACAGGCGGGCCGGGGAAGAGGAGCGGCCCCGGCCCUUCCGCCGGCGGCAGGAAGCAGGAAGGGAGCGGGCAGGGCUGCGGGGAGCCCGGGCGGUGGGUCUCUGCUCUUCUCCCCCGCUGUGCAGAUGGUGCUCCUGCGGGCUGGGCUCUGCCCUGGUCUCACUGAAGACAUGAUCCAGCUCCUCAGGGCCAAUGCCAUCAGGACGGUGGUGGACUUUGUGUCUUCAGACCUGGAGGAUGUUGCCCAAAAGUGUUCCCUGUCUUACAAGGCGCUGGUUGCAGUCAGACGUGUGCUCCUGGCCCAGUUCUCUGCCUUCCCUGCCAAUGGAGCUGACCUCUACGAGGAGCUCAAGAGCUCCACGGCCAUCCUGCCCACUGGCAGCCCAAGCCUGGACCAGCUGCUGGACUCAGGGCUGUACACGGGGGAAGUGACAGAGCUCAUGGGAGCACCAGGCACUGGGAAGACUCAGGUGUGCCUGGGCAUUGCAGCCAGCGUGUCCCUGGGGCUCAAGCAGCACGUCCUGUUUCUGGACUCCACGGGGGGUUUCACUGCCUCCCGUCUCUGCCAGAUGCUCCAAGCCCAGACAGAGGAUGAGGAAGAGCAGCUGGAGGCUCUGCAGCGGGUGCAGGUGGAACGUGUGUUCAACAUCUACGAGGUGCUGGGUGCCUUGCAGGAGCUGCGGGAUCGCCUCUCCCAGCAGGUUGUGAGCUCCGUGGGACCUCUCAAGGUGGUGGUGCUGGACUCGGUGUCGGCUGUGAUUUACCCUCUGCUGGGGGGCAGGCAGGCAGAGGGUCUGGCCCUCAUGAUGCAGCUCUCCAAGGAGCUGAAGACCCUGGCCAGGGAGUUCAGCCUUGCUGUUGUGGUGACCAACCAGGUGACAAGGGACAGCAGCAGUGGCCCACUGAAGCCAGCCCUCGGCCGCUCCUGGAGUUUCGUGCCCAGCACCCGGGUGCUGCUGGAGAGCAGAGAGGGCCCCUGGGAGAGACCCAGCACACAACGUGCAGCUUCCCUGGCCAAGUCACCCCGGCAGGUGGGGACAAUCCAGUCGUGUCACUGCUGGGCUGAUGUCAGGACCAGGACUCACCUGCAUGCAAAGGUUUCAAACCCCCUGCUGCACAUCUGCUUGGACUGCAAGAAGAACUUCUGCACGUCGUGCUCAAACCAGCCCGAGGGUGGGCCCCUGCUCUGCCACCUCUGCCAGCGCUUCCGAGCCACGGCCUUCCAGCGGGAGGAGCUGAUCAAGAUGAAGGUGAAGGAUCUGCGAGAUUACUUGGCCCUCCAUGAGAUUUCCACAGAGUUCUGUCGUGAAAAGGAGGACCUGGUAUUCCUGAUCCUUGGCCAGCAGCCUGCAAUUACCCAGGAAGAUCAGAUAAGAACAAACACAUUUAAUAGCAGUGCUCGUGAACAGCAGGACUUUGUGAGUCACCCCCCAACCAACCUGGCCUCUCCUACCUCACACGAUGAGUCCUCAGUGUCUGCAGAUCCCAUCUCAAGUUCAGAAGCUCAGGAACACCAACAGGCCAAUGGUCAUGUGCCUCCAAGCCCAGCCUGUGGAACAGCAGCUGAGAAUGCAGCAGAAGAAGCAGCAGCAGAGGAUGAGAUACAGUCCAGUGACUCCGAGGAUAACCUGGUGCUGGGCAGGAAGGCCUCCCUGUCUGACCUGACGAGCGUCGGGGACAUCAACGCGCUCUCCGUGCGGCAGCUCAAGGAGAUCCUCGCCCGCAACUUCGUCAACUACAAAGGCUGCUGUGAGAAGUGGGAGCUGCUCGAGAGGGUCACGCGCCUCUACAGAGAGAAGGACCUUCAGCAUCUAGUUUUGGACACUGACGAUCAAACUGGUGCUGCUGGGCCCCCCAGCAGCGAGGACAACCUGUGCAGGAUCUGCAUGGACGCUGCCAUCGACUGCGUGCUGCUGGAGUGCGGGCACAUGGUGACGUGCACCAAGUGCGGCAAGCGCAUGAGCGAGUGCCCCAUCUGCCGCCAGUACGUCAUCAGGGCCGUGCACGUCUUCAGGACAUAGAGCUGCCUCUGGCCUCAGGGCUGCUGUGCCUUACAGCCUCCGUGCUCUUGGGGAAAGGGCCAACAUCCCUGCCAACAGCUACCUUGGAGAUUAGCGUGGACCCUGCUGCAAGAGGGAAAGAGGAAGCCUGGGGAAAGUGCUCUGCUCAAGCCGUGCCCGGCUCUGCUCAUCCCACCAUCGUGCUUUACACCACAGUGCCUGGACUCCUUGGAGCUCAUUGCCAGCAAUCAUUAACCACCUCCAUCCUAGGAUCGUUUGAGGACAGAUGGAUGCCCAGCUUUCCACCAGGAAGAUCAGCUCCAGAGGCUUUGUAUUUCCCUCUGAAUAAUAAAAGUGAACUGGGGUCUCAAAAAGUGUCCUUUGUUUUGCUGCUCAGGCUCUGCCCAGCAACAACUUGAUUUUCGAAGAUUAAAAUCUCACUGUGCUUGUUAAUUUAACUUUUUUUAAAAUUUAAUGUAAAAUUGUUGUGCUUGCAGGACAGGCAGACCCUCCCUGCUUUCCCUAAUUCCAGCCUAGUGCAAUUGUGGAAAAAUGUGUAAUUUUGUAUCAAGGUUGUCUUUGUAUUAUUGAAAACUGUCGGGGAGGGAGGCUGGGAAGGCUCAGCCUUGCCCUGUCUGCUGGGUUUUUGUUUCUGUGCCAGAGGGAGGUUUCUGGUUUGUUUUUGUCGACUUUGACUUCACAGCACGUGCCAGGGGUGGGGCUCAGACUGAACUGCCCCCACUUGAUGAUGGAGCUGUAAAUCCACGGCUUGAGUCUUGCCCAGGCUUUAGUGAGGAACCACAGAGCUGCAUAGUGAGGACUGCAUUGCUACACAAUCAUAUUUAAGUACAGGUGACUUUUUCUUUUUUUAGAAGGGACUAAUGGAAGAAAGCCUUUGUCUCCCUUGGCUCCAUGAGCAAUCUGCACUGCAGAUCAGCUUCCCCCAUCUUCCCCAGGGCCCAGAUGUACAGUUCUGUUACCUUGCACUGCUUACCGAAAGCAGUUUUGUCCUUUCUGCUGGUGAGAGGCUGUGGCCUGAUCCCUGACAGCUCUCCUGGCAGUGUGCUCAGCUGGAGGAGACUUGCUAGGAGUCUGGCAGUUCCUGCUGGAGGUGACUAACUGGUGUAUCUUCCCCUCAGGGUCCAUCAGCAGGGCACUGUGCCCUCCCUGCUCUGGGCCAGGGCUGGCUCUGGGCUCCAGCCUGGCUGCCAGCAGGGACCAGCACAAAGGCAGAGGGGCUCUGCAGUGACACCCUCAGCUCCUGGGGCACUGAAGUGCAGCUGAGGGACAGCAGCAGAGCUCCUGGGCAGUGGCAGUGCUGGCAGCAGCACACGGACCUGCUGUGCUCUGCACAGGGGCAGUUCCAGCAGCAGCUCAGCUGCAGGGUCUUUGCUCUGGGAGCUGCAGCCAAAAGAGCACCUGGGAUGAGAAAUCCAUGGCUCAGGAGGGAGCCAGGAAUCUCUCACUGAGCUGAUCUCAGAAUUCCACAAAACUGCAGCAGCUGCUGCUGACUGAACUCAGCAUUCUGAGUCCUACCUCUGUCCCAGGUCAGGCUGUUCUUUAAUCUGAAGGUUGAACAGAUCCAGCAGGAGAACAAAGUGAACAAGUCAGUAAAUCCUGACAGAGAAAGGGCAGGUAAGAAGUGACUCUGUUUGCUCUGGAGAGCACUGGGACCUGGAGGAGCUGCAGGAAUACACAAUGUGCUGAACAGCCUCUUUGAGGAAAUCCACUGUGAAAAUUCAUGUCAUAUUUUUCAGUAAACUCAGGGCUGGGGGAAUGUAGCAGGAAGAAGAUGAUUCCCCUAUGGACAGAUGUGCUUUCCUUGUAGAGGGUAGGCUUAUUUUCUACAGCAGUUAAAUCAAGCUGCAGGUAAUGCCUGAAAUUUUAGGGAUGAGAAGAUCCAACCACCCUGAAUUCCAAAAUGUGCUUUGUGAAGGGAGGACUCUUCUUGUUUCCCUUGUAAAAAUUGAUUCUCUACUUAUGGAUAUGAGUGAGUUAUUUUUAAAGGAAAAUCAAAACCUGGAGGAAACUGAUUAAUGAUCCAAAGGAAUAUAAUGUUCUGAACUAAUAAAGUAAAUGGAAAUAUUUAUGUGCUUUAUGUACACUGUACAUUGUUUAAAGAUUUUAAAACUUAAUAUUCUACUUGAAAGGGCAUGUUAUUCACUAUUAAAUCCUCUGGUACUACGACAGUUCAACUUACUAGUUUUGGUACAGAAGUUUGGUUUAUAAUUUUAUAAUAAAGUUGAAUUGUGAUUUA